This is a messenger RNA of Pantherophis guttatus, 613 nucleotides long. It is a transcript of the gene BORCS8, whose product is annotated as BLOC-1 related complex subunit 8. The record is from RefSeq and is a predicted model, not a curated record. NCBI's taxonomy places the organism in Eukaryota, Metazoa, Chordata, Lepidosauria, Squamata, Colubridae. Gene Ontology annotation, cellular component: BORC complex.
UCGGCUGAUGUUCCGCCCCGGCUCUGCGGUCCGCUUUUUCUCACGCCGGGUCGGGCUCGGUUCGUUAUCAUGGAGGAGGCUGAAAUGCAGCUGAAAGUGAAAAAGGUGACAGACAAGUUUACAGAGAGCAUGUAUGUCCUGGCCAAUGAACCUUCUGUCGCAUUGUAUCGGCUUCAAGAACACGUCAGGCGCUCUCUCCCAGAAUUGGCUGAACACAAAGCUGACAUGCAGAGCUGGGAAGAACAGAGUCAAGGAGCCAUUUACACCGUAGAAUAUGCCUGCAGUGCCAUCAAGAAUAUGAAGGACAGUAGCAUGUAUUUCAAGAACAUCGAAGGGCUCCUGAGACAUGCCAUUGCCGUAAAAGAUCGGUUGAAUUCUGCACGGAGGUAGCUCUAGAGAUCCAGAUCUGGGAAAACAUCACGGACGUCCUCUGUUAUUUAUGGAGAGAAGCUUCAAAUGCCAAGGGGAAGCCAACUCUACAUACCAACGCAAUCAAGACACAUUUAUAUGAACCAGUCUCCAGGUUUAAUCAUUUUUUUAACAUCAGUAAUUACUGUUAAUUAAAACAUAUGUUAGCAAUACUUAGUUUCUAAGGAAGAAACACUGCAGGCAA